GAGGGGCGGUGGGUGCAGGGCAGAGGGAAGCGCCCACCGUGCAGCUGGGGCCCCAGGGAUUGUGGACAGAGGAGCAGGGCGGCUGGGAUCCUUCUCCCCAGGGGGCUCGGAGGAGGAGAAGUGCGAACACCCCUCCGCAGUUCCAGCUGCCCAGCUACCAGGUCUCCAUCCCCGAGAACGAGCCUGCGGGUACCCGGGUGAUCGCCCUGCGGGCCCAGGACCCAGACGAGGGGGAGGCAGGCCGGCUGGUGUACUCCAUGGAGGCGCUCUUCGACGAGCGUUCCAAUGACUACUUCUCCAUCGACCCAGAGACGGGCAGCGUGGUCACUACGCGCAGCCUGGACCGUGAGACCAAGGACACCCACGUACUGAAGGUGACUGCAACUGACCAGGGCUCUCCCCGCCGCCGCUCAGCCGCCACCUACUUGACUGUGACUGUGAGUGACACCAAUGACCAUGGGCCAGUGUUCGAGCAGCCUGUGUACCGGGAGACCAUCCGGGAGAACCUGGAGGUGGGUUAUGAGGUGCUGACUAUUCGUGCCACAGAUGGGGAUGCCCCGGCCAACGCCAACAUGCUUUACCGCCUGCUGGAGCCAGGUGCUGGGGAUGGUGUCUUUGAGAUCGACCCUCGCUCUGGAGUAGUGAGGACCCGUGCCCCUGUGGAUCGUGAGGAGGUCUCUGAGUACCACCUGGUGGUAGAAGCCAAUGACCAAGGAAAGGAACCAGGUCCCCGUAGUGCCACAGCUACAGUACACAUCACUGUGGAGGAUGAGAAUGACAACUAUCCACAGUUCAGUGAGAAGCGCUACUUGGUUCAGGUGCCAGAGGAUGCCCCGGUGAACAGCCAAGUGCUGCAGGUGCAAGCGACUGACCGGGACAGGGGCAGCAAUGCCCAGGUGCACUAUAGCAUUGUGAGUGGCAACCUCAAAGGCCAAUUCUAUAUCCACUCUUUCUCUGGUGCCAUCGACCUGAUCAAUCCUCUGGACUAUGAGACUAUCCGUGAGUACACACUGAGAAUCAAAGCCCAGGAUGGGGGCAGGCCCCCUCUGAUUAACUCUAGUGGGAUGGUAUCUGUGCAAGUGGUGGAUGUGAAUGACAAUGCCCCUAUUUUUGUCAGCACCCCCUUCCAGGCCACAGUGCUGGAGAACGUGCCACUGGGCUACUCCGUGCUGCACGUUCAGGCAGUGGAUGCUGAUUCUGGAGACAAUGCCCGUCUGGAGUACAAACUUAUAGACUUGUCCCCAUCUCCUGGUGUGGGGUCCCCAGGUGGAGAGACUGGGUUCCCAUUCCAGAUCAAUAACAGCACUGGUUGGAUUACAGUGUCGUCUGAGCUGGACCGAGAGACUGUGGAGAACUAUCACUUUGGGGUAGAGGCUAGGGACCAUGGAGUGCCUGUCAUGACUUCCUCAGCCAGUGUGUCCAUCACGGUCCUGGAUGUCAAUGAUAACAACCCAACUUUCACUGAGAAGGUCUAUCAGCUCAGGUUGAAUGAGGAUGCGGCAGUGGGCAGCAGUGUUCUGACUCUGAUAGCAGUGGACAGGGACAUUAACAGUGUAGUGACCUACCAGAUCACCAGUGGCAACACAAGGAACCGCUUUGCCAUCACCAGCCAGAGUGGGGGUGGGCUGAUCACCAUUGCCUUGCCCCUGGAUUACAAGCAGGAGAGGCAGUAUGUGCUGACAGUUACUGCAUCAGAUGGCACACUCUUUGAUACUGUCCAGGUCUUCAUCAAUGUCACCGAUGCCAACACACACCGCCCGGUCUUCCAGAGCUCCCAUUACACAGUGAGCGUCAGUGAGGACAAGCCCAUUGGCACCUCUAUUGUGACCAUCAGUGCCACCGAUGAAGACACAGGGGAAAAUGCCAGGAUCACAUACAUUUUGGAGGAUAACAUUCCUCAAUUCCGCAUUGACCCAGACACAGGCACUAUCACCACCCUGAUGGAGCUAGACUAUGAGGACCAAGCCUCUUACACAUUGGCCAUUACAGCUCGUGACAAUGGGAUCCCUCAGAAAUCUGACACCACCUACGUGGAGAUCCUCAUCCUGGAUGCCAAUGACAAUGCCCCCCGCUUCCUGCGUGACCGUUACCAGGGCUCGGUCUUUGAGGAUGUGCCACUGUCCACCAGUGUCCUUCAGCUGUCUGCCAACGACCGUGACUCAGGCCUCAAUGGCCGCCUCCUUUACACCUUCCAGGGUGGUGAUGAUGGCGAUGGAGACUUUUACAUCGAGCCCACUUCUGGAGUGAUACGCACGCUGCGCAAGCUGGAUCGUGAGAAUGUGGCUGUCUACAGCCUACGGGCCUUUGCCAUGGACAGAGGCAGCCCACCUCUCAAAGCCUCUGUGGAUAUCCAGGUCACUGUGCUGGACAUCAACGACAAUCCGCCUGUCUUUGAACAGGAUGAGUUUGAUAUCUUUGUGGAGGAGAACAGCCCAGUGGGCUCCAUCGUGGCACGGAUCAGUGCGGCCGACCCAGACGAAGGGACCAAUGCACAAAUCAUGUACCAGAUUGUGGAGGGUAACAUCCCUGAGGUCUUCCAGCUUGACCUACUCAAUGGUGACCUCACAGCCCUGAUGGAUCUGGAUUAUGAGAGCCGGACGGAAUAUGUGAUUGUGGUGCAGGCCACCUCAGCGCCUCUUGUCAGCCGAGCCACCGUGCACAUUCGCCUGUUGGAUCAGAAUGACAACCCGCCUGUGCUGCAGGACUUCCAGAUCCUCUUCAACAACUAUGUGACCAACAAGUCUAACAGCUUUCCCUCUGGGGUGAUUGGCAAGAUCCCAGCCUAUGACCCUGAUGUGUCCGACAGCCUGGCCUACACUUUUGUUCAGGGCAAUGAGUUGAACUUGCUACUCUUGGACUCUGCCACUGGGGAACUCAAACUCAGUCGAGAUCUGGACAACAACAGACCUCUGGAAGCUCUCAUGAAAGUGUCAGUCUCAGAUGGUGUUCACAGUGUCACAGCAGUCUGCGCCCUGAGGGUGACUAUCAUCACCGAUGACAUGCUGACCAACAGUAUCACUGUGCGACUGGAAAACAUGUCCCAGGAGAAGUUCCUCUCCCCGCUGCUCUCUCUCUUUGUGGAGGGUGUGGCGACGGUGCUGUCUACUACCAAGGAUGGCAUCUUCGUCUUCAACAUUCAAAACGAUACAGAUGUCAGUUCCAAUAUCCUGAAUGUAACCUUCUCCGCUUUACUUCCUGGUGGCAUUAGAAAUAAGUUCUUCCCCUCCGAGGACCUCCAGGAACAGAUCUACCUCAACAGAACGCUACUGACGAUGAUUUCUAUGCAGCGGGUCCUGCCUUUUGACGACAAUAUCUGUUUGCGAGAGCCUUGUGAGAACUACAUGAAGUGUGUCUCAGUGUUGAAGUUUGACAGCUCUGCUCCAUUUAUUAGUUCAAACACCGUUUUGUUCCGACCCAUCCAUCCCAUCAAUGGUCUGAGGUGCCGGUGUCCCCCUGGUUUUACAGGCGACUAUUGUGAAACAGAGAUUGAUCUCUGCUACUCCAGUCCUUGUGGCAAUAAUGGGCUUUGUCGGAGCCGAGAAGGAGGCUACACUUGUGAAUGUUACGAGGACUACACUGGCGAGUAUUGCGAAGUGAAUGCCCGCUCUGGCCGCUGCGUGCCGGGAGUGUGUAAAAACGGAGGAACCUGUGUUAAUCUGCUGGUAGGAGGUUUCAAAUGUGAGUGUCCCCCAGGAGAGUACGAGAGACCUUACUGUGAGAUGACAACAAGAAGUUUCCCUCCGCAGUCGUUUGUCACCUUCAAAGGGUUAAGACAGCGCUUCCAUUUCACGGUUUCCCUCAUGUUUGCAACCAGAGAAAGGAAUGCUCUGCUCCUCUACAAUGGACGUUUUAAUGAGAAACAUGACUUUAUUGCUCUUGAGAUCAUUGAAGAACAGAUCCAACUAACAUUCUCUGCAGGGGAGACCACUACAACAGUUGCACCAUUUGUUCCAGGAGGGGUCAGUGAUGGACAGUGGCACUCUGUACAGGUGCAGUACUACAACAAGCCCCACAUUGGCCGAUUAGGAAUUCCUCAUGGACCUUCAGGAGAGAAGGUGGCGGUAGUAACAGUGGAUGACUGUGACACUGCAGUGGCUGUGCGCUUUGGAAGUCUCAUUGGGAACUACACAUGUGCUGCCCAAGGAACUCAAAGUGGCUCAAAAAAAUCUUUGGACCUGACUGGACCUCUCCUACUUGGGGGUGUCCCAAACUUGCCUGAAGAUUUCCCUGUGCACAACAGAGAGUUUAUUGGCUGUAUGAGGAACCUCUCCAUUGACAACAAGCCAAUUGACAUGGCUAGUUUCAUAGCCAAUAAUGGCACUCUUGCAGGUUGUGCAGCUCAGAAGAACUACUGUGAUACUAAUUGGUGUCAAAAUGGAGGCACAUGCGUGAAUAAAUGGAACACCUAUACUUGUGAAUGCCCCCUGCGGUAUGGUGGGAAAAACUGUGAGCAAGUAAUGCCUUCUCCCCAGCGUUUCAGUGGUGAGAGCAUUAUUGUCUGGAGUGACCUUGAUAUUACUAUCUCCGUACCAUGGUACAUUGGACUCAUGUUCAGGACCCGGAAAGUUAAUGGCAUGUUAAUGCAAGCUAAUGCAGGAACUUCAUCCAAGAUCAACAUUCAGAUCUUGAACAACUAUGUGCAAUUUGAAGUUUACAAUGGCCUGAACCAGGUUGCUAGUUUGAAGAUGACCCAGUCACGAGUCAGUGAUGGUGAAUGGCAUCAUUUGUUAAUAGAGUUAAAGAGUGCUAAAGAUGGCAAAGACAUCAAGUACCUGGCUGUUAUGUCCUUGGACUAUGGGAUGUAUCAGAGCACUGUGCAGAUUGGAAAUCAACUUCCUGGACUAAAAAUGAAAAGCAUCAUUGUGGGAGGUAUCUCCGGAGAUCAAGUCUCAGUGCAGCAGGGUUUCUAUGGCUGUAUGCAGGGAGUGAGAAUGGGGGAGACUUCUACAAAUGUAGCUACGUUGAACAUGAAACAGGCAACGAAGAUCAAUAUAAAGGAAGGCUGCGAAGUAGACAACCCUUGUGAUUCCAGUCCAUGUCCCCAACACAGCUACUGCAUUGAUGACUGGGAUAGCUACUCCUGUGUGUGUGACCCAGGGUACUUUGGGAAAGACUGUGUUGAUGUGUGUAACCUGAACCCAUGUGAGCAUAUCUCCACCUGUGUCCAUAAACCUAGCUCAUCCCAUGGGUACACCUGUGAAUGUGGACAAAGCUACUAUGGGCAAUACUGUGAGAGCAAAAUUGACUUGCCUUGUCCCCGAGGCUGGUGGGGAAAUCCCAUUUGUGGUCCAUGUAAUUGUGAGAUCAGUAAAGGGUUUGAUCCUGACUGCAAUAAGACUAAUGGAGAGUGUCAGUGUAAGACAAACUACUACAGGCCACAAAGCAGUGACACCUGUUAUCCAUGUGACUGCUUCCCUUCUGGUUCUCAUACUCGCUCCUGUGACAUGGAGACAGGACAGUGUCCUUGUAAACCUGGGGUGAUUGGGCGACAGUGUAACCGUUGCGACAACCCUUUUGCUGAGGUUACCAUUCAGGGCUGUGAAGUGAUUUACAAUGGGUGUCCCAAAGCAUUUGAAGCUGGCAUUUGGUGGCCACAGACCAAGUUUGGACAGCCAGCUGCCGUGCCAUGUCCCAAGGGAUCAGUGGGGAAUGCAGUUCGGCACUGUAAUAGUGAGAGAGGCUGGCUCCCUCCUGAGCUUUUUAACUGUACCACUGUUAGCUUUGUGGAUCUUAAAAUCAUGAAUGAAAAACUACAUCUCAAUGAGACCAAACUGGAUGGAGACAAGUCCAUACAGAUUGCUAAAGUGCUGCAGAAUGCAACCAAGUACACCAACUCCUUGUAUGGGAAUGAUGUGAGGACAGCGUACCUGCUCAUGAUCAGGGUCCUGCAGUAUGAGAGCCAGCAGCAAGGGUUUGACCUAGCUGCGACAAGAGAUGCAGAAUUCAAUGAAAACCUCAUUAAAGUGGGUAGUGCCCUUCUGGACCCCAGCACCAAGGAGCACUGGGAGCAGAUCCAGCGAACAGAGGGUGGCACAUCCCACCUACUGAAACAUUAUGAGGAAUAUUUCAACAAUGUGGCCCAGAACAUGAAGAAAACAUACCUGAAACCUUUUGUCAUUAUUGCCACAAAUAUGAUUAUUGCUGUUGACAUCUUUGACAAGUCUAAUUUUACGGGCGCUAAAAUACCACGGUUUGACAGGAUUAAAGAAGAUUAUCCUAAAGAUUUGGAGUCAUCUGUUUUGUUCCCUGAUACUUUGUUCAGACCUUCAGAUAGAAAAGUGGCACCUACAAUGAAGCCAUCAAACCAAAAAAUAUCCUCUAAGCCAGAUAACGGUAUUUUAAACCCUGAGAAUGCACUUACAAAGAGAAAGAAGCGAAACCCAGAUGAGUCUAACCAGUAUGCUGUUGCUAUGGUGAUUAUAUACCGAUCUCUAGGACAACUUUUACCUGAGCAUUACGAUCCUGACAGAAGAAGCUUAAGGUUACCUAAUCGACCCAUCAUUAACACGCCCAUUGUGAGCACCACCAUUCAUAGUGAUGGGGAACCUGUACCAAACCUCCUGGAAAAGCCCAUUAUACUUGAAUACGCCAUGCUGGAAACAGAGGAGAGAACUAAGCCAGUCUGUGUGUUCUGGAACCACUCAGUCAUAGUUGGUGGGACUGGAGGCUGGUCCUCCAAGGGGUGUGAGCUUUUUUCCAGAAACCAGAGCCAUGUUUCUUGCCAGUGCAAUCACAUGACCAGCUUUGCAGUGCUAAUGGACAUUUCAAAACGAGAGAAUGGCGAGGUGCUUCCUCUGAAGAUAGUAACUUACACGACUGUAUCCAUCUCACUGGUGGCUUUGCUGAUGACCUUCAUACUGCUAGUUCUGAUCCGAACACUGCGUUCAAACCUGCACAGCAUUCACAAAAACCUGGUGGCUGCCCUUUUCUUCUCGGAAUUGGUCUUUCUUAUUGGAAUCAACCAGACAGAAAACCCGUUUGUGUGCACUGUGAUAGCCAUCCUCCUGCACUACUUCUACAUGAGCACCUUUGCGUGGAUGUUUGUAGAACAGCUCCACAUAUACCGCAUGCUGACUGAAGUGAGGAACAUCAAUUUUGGACAUAUGAGGUUCUACUAUGUCGUUGGUUGGGGGAUUCCUGCUAUUAUAACAGGUCUCGCUGUGGGUCUGGACCCACAGGGCUAUGGGAACCCUGACUUCUGCUGGCUUUCUGUUCACGAUACCCUUAUCUGGAGUUUUGCAGGCCCUGUUGUGAUAGUUGUGGUCAUCAACACAGUCCUCUUCAUACUAGCAGUGAAAGCAUCAUGCAGACGAAGACAACGCUCAUUUGAAAGAACUGGAGUCAUCUCCGUGCUGCGAACUGCUUUCCUCCUGCUGCUGCUGAUCAGUGCCACGUGGUUACUGGGGUUGAUGGCAGUGAACAGUGAUGUCAUGACAUUCCAUUAUCUCUUUGCCAUCUUCAGCUGCUUACAAGGGCUCUUCAUUUUCUUCUUCCACUGCGUUUUUAAUAAAGAAGUCAGAAAGCACUUGAAGAACACUUUAACUGGAAAGAAACCCCUUCCAGAUGACUCUACUACAACAAGAGCUACAUUAUUAACCCGAUCUCUGAACUGUAACAACACAUAUAUAGAGGAGCCAAAUAUGUAUCGCACAAAUAUUGGUGAAUCCACAGUCUCCCUAGAGAGCACCAUCAGGUCAGCCAAGAGCCACAAUAGCUACCUUGCUUACAUUCUCAGGGAUGAGGCUGCUCAGAAGCUCAGUGGGUCCUCAAGCCAAGCAAGGGCAGGUCAGACAGAAGCAGAUUCCUCCAUUUUUAAUAGGAAUCCAUCAAAAUCCAAUGAGCAUGAUUCUGAUUCUGACAGCGAGUUGUCUCUUGACGAACAUAGCAGCUCUUACGCUUCCUCCCAUUCAUCCGAGAGUGAGGAAGAUGGGAUUGAAACGGAGAAAAAAUGGAACACAACCACUUCCAAAAACAAUGAGCGUGGCCCAAUCCACAGCACUCCUAAAGUUGAUUCUAUAUCCAAUCAUGUGAAACCCUAUUGGCCCACAGAGUGCAUAACGACAAGCGAUGGGGAGGAUCCAGGUGGGAAGCAGAAACUGAAAGUGGAGACAAAGGUCAAUGUAGAGCUUCAUAGGGAAAAUCAGGUGAACCACAGCAAUGAAGCACCUCGCGAAACUGAGAACGAAGGGCAGCAGAAAGAGAACAAACCUCUACAACAGCAGAAUAACCAGCACCCGGAACAGAGGAAAGGCAUCUUGAAAAAUAAAGUCACCUACCCUCCCCCUCUGAUGGAUAAGAAUAUGAAGAAUCGACUACGGGAAAAGUUAUCGGAUUAUAAUCAAACCACUGUCUUAUCCAGGACUGCUUCCUUAGGGACAAACGAUGGGGUUCGUUCACCCUCUGACACUGGGGUGACAAUAAAAAAUCCGCGGAGGGAACAGUCUCGAGAUCAGCUCAAUGGAAUGGCCAUGAAUGUUCAUGUGGGAACAGUGAAUGCUGAGACCUCAGAUUCUGAAGGCAGUAAUGAAACUUCAAUUUGAAUCAUCAGGAAACAGUGAUGACUUUUCCACCUGGGGACUACUUGCUGUGAUGUCACUUCCUUGGUACCUCGGAUUUCACAAGAGAUGCUGCAUAUCGAGGAUGAGGAUGGUACUGCUUCCUCUGCUGUUACACAUUAUGGCAGACUUCUGACUGCUCAUACAUGAAACAUAGUACCCAAGACAUGCAUGAUAAGGCUACAUUGUGGUACAUUCAAUGGCUGUGUGAAUAUGUAACUGUGCCAAAAUGCAUGGAGACAUAACAGGGACUCAUUACGACGGAUGAAUGAUUAGAAGAAGUGUUGACAGAGUCACAGCAACACUGCAGGAACUGCUCGUGUGCGCAGCCCAUACUAAUGACUUACACAAGGAGAACAAAUUGUGUUUACUACAAUGGACCUACAAUAAGUCAAAUUAUCAGCCUUAAGAAAAGCACUAGAAGAUGCCUCUUGCUGAGGUCUUGUUCUGUUACAGUGUGAACCAUUCAGCUUCGGGAAACUCUAGAGAGAAGAAUAUCACACCAAGUGCCCUUCUGUAUCUAUGCCAGCAUCUUUACCAGCCUUUGAUGGACACAGUGUCUUAAAAAAUGUCCUUUAUAUAUAAAUAUAUAAAUAUAAAAAAAUUGUAGAUAAUUUUAUAUAUUUUGUAUGGUGACUCUAAAGAAGGAAAAGUUCCUUUGUAUAUUUUACAUUUAUACUGAUAUUCUUCAUUUGAUGCUAGGAAAUCAAUGGGAAGAGCUCUUGAUUAUUUUUUUAUAUUAAAAAUUGCACAGUUGUACUUGAAUUUGGCAUUUGAUAAUGUAACUGAUGUUUGCAUCAAAGCCACCCUAAAAUGCAGUGCAGUUUUUAAAAUACUACAGUGAAAAGGUUGAAUCUAAAUUUAUAAAUAUAAUUUAUAGGUUUCUGUUUCCAGAUUAUGGAAUACUUUAAGGAUGCAGUGUGUAUUUUUGAUAACCUCUACUAAAACCAACAAAAAUGUUCAUUUGUUUUUAAGGUGUUUUGGCCUCUUCUCCCAUAUUUUUUAAUUGGUGUUUACAUUAAAAAGAACGGAAAUCAAAUUCCCAGCUAAAAGAUAUUGUAUCUUCAGCUAGUCAAAGAUUUCAAAACAGUUCUUGGAGAGAAAUCAAUUCUGGUUUACAAUAUUUCCCUAUGCUUGUGUAAUUUACAUGCUAGUCACCUUUUGACUUAGCUUUUCAUCACAUUUUUCCUACUAAGCAACAAACCAGGGUCUUGUUGUGAGGACGCACUUGUGCAGUUCCCCCAUUGCACAAAUACUUUGUGAGGCUUACUGCUUUGUUUUACUUUUUAUUUUUUACUCUGAGUCAGCAUUUUGCCAAUUGGAGCAGAAACAUGAGUCUUUAGGAGAUCUGUGUUUCAUUUCUUAACUCUUUUGGAAAUUCCUGGUUAUCUUGUUGUUUUGCAAUACAAACACAAGUAUUAAACAAUUUCAUGUUUCAUGCACACUAAACAUAUCUUCACAAGUGUAAGAAACGUGUAGUGUCUGCCAACCUCAUCUUUUUACAGUGUUUACAAAAAAAAAAAGAGAUGUGGAAAAUAGUUGUCCACAAUAAGUAUGUAGGGAAAUGUUUCUGUUAGCAGUUCCUUUUGGCUUGAAUAUAUGACUCAAAAUGAGUCCUUAAAAUUCCACUUGUGAAAAUGAUACAUUUGUUAUCUACCUUUUCUUAGUAUUAUGUAUUUCACACUAUAGUCAUUUUUCAUAAUGACCAUUUUGAGAAGUUAUUAGCUGUUCCUUUGUAUGAAUAUGCAUGUGAAGGAGAAUAAACAGAAACAAUACGUCAGGCUGGAUAAAAUGCAGGAAAUUAACAAAAAAAAGCAUAUACUGUAGUAAUAUUGGUUUUAUUAUAUCCUUAUGCAUUUUUAAAUCUACUUGAGGCUUUGGAAAGGGGAAAGGAUACUGUCUCUUUAAAAAAUUAUGCAACAUACUGCGUGAAAUUUUCUGAUUGAAAAAAGUUUUUUAUGUUUAAGUGUCUGUCACACUUGACUGUGUGCUCAGAUACUCUGUACAACCUGUGUUAAUCAUUUUGCAUCUGUGUAUGUAUAUUUUGCCCCAGUGAGAUGUAGUUAGUUAUUUCAAUCAGAACUUUUUCAGUAAAUGUGUCAGUUGUAUUAAUGACAGAAAAAUUAAACCUAUUUUUAUGACUUGUUAAAACUUUAUGGCAGGUUAGACACUGGAGGUUUUUUAACAAAAUGUGUAUUUAUUAAUGUGCAGAACACUGGAAUUGCAGCACAGAUGAAAGGAGAAUAAAUUAAGAUUUUUAAUUUG
This is a messenger RNA of Mauremys reevesii (Reeves's turtle), 10820 nucleotides long. It is a transcript of the gene CELSR1, whose product is annotated as cadherin EGF LAG seven-pass G-type receptor 1. The transcript is spliced from 35 exons. Bases 258 to 8540 code for a protein of 2760 amino acids. The record is from RefSeq and is a predicted model, not a curated record. Gene Ontology annotation, biological process: cell surface receptor signaling pathway; homophilic cell-cell adhesion; G protein-coupled receptor signaling pathway. Gene Ontology annotation, molecular function: G protein-coupled receptor activity; calcium ion binding. NCBI's taxonomy places the organism in Eukaryota, Metazoa, Chordata, Testudines, Geoemydidae. Gene Ontology annotation, cellular component: plasma membrane.